This is a messenger RNA of Frieseomelitta varia, 2835 nucleotides long. RefSeq lists its product as uncharacterized. Bases 452 to 862 code for a protein of 136 amino acids. NCBI's taxonomy places the organism in Eukaryota, Metazoa, Arthropoda, Insecta, Hymenoptera, Apidae. The record is from RefSeq and is a predicted model, not a curated record. The transcript is spliced from 3 exons.
GAGCGGCGAAUCGACAAGGCUCUGGCACCGUCGUCGAUUCACAGCCCGUGAGCGUCGCGACGCAUCGUUCGUCGAUGCUAUUUCGACGUGAAAAUAGUGGGGCGUCUCUCUAUUUCGGUCGAACGAGCCAGGGCCGUUCAGUCUGCGACCUGGCUUCCUCACCACAGGGAGGCCGCAGGUCCGAAUUUUCCACUUUUCUUUUCUUCUUUUCCGCCGUCUGUGCGAACCAGAGAGAAAACCCUCGUCAAAAGAAAUAUCUGGCGGGAACAUCGUUGCAAGAAGAGAAGCUUUUCCUAGAGGUAGCCCGCAGAGUGAGAGUACCGAAAUGUUUAGAUAGGAACGGUGUAAGAACGAUAUCGGCCGGUCGUGGUUCGAGCAAGUUUCGAGCUGUUUGCUCUCGACCGUGAACUUUAGAGAGCCUCUGGAAACCGAGGGUACGUACGGAGGGAGGAUGUUGUGGUCGGAGCCGGACGAGGAAGAAGAAGCGCUAUUAUGCAGCCCCGCUCUGAUGGCCAGAAGGGCCUCGGAAUCAUGGAUCGUCGCGCCUCCCGUGGAGGCGAUGCCCGCGGCGGCGGCGGCGGCAGUGUCCCUUCAACGAAAGAAAUCACUGCCGGAUGUGGCACAACCUAUUCAAUUGACGGCAACGGCACCGCUAUCCAGGGAGGAAGUCAGUGUCCUGAGCAGCAUGAGAAGAGAGGAGAUCCGCAGGCAGAUCGACGAGAGCGAAAGACUCAGGGCCAAUCCUCUGCUGUACUUGGUCAGUCCGCAGGUUAAAGACUGGUUCUCCCGGCAGCAGCUGGUGAUGCUGGUGCUGUUCAUCAACAUAUCCUUAGCCCUGAUGUUCUUCAAGCUGCUGACGUAGCAGCCAGCCGACGAUUGGGUUCACGGGCUCGCGGUGGACGUGACCUGAGACCCGGGCGCGUCACGACGCUCCGAGUCGUCACCGAAUACCAGGAUUGAAGCGAUAACGAAGAGGGCGCGAUCCAGUACCCUCGACAGACAAAGUCACGAAAAAAAACCGCUGAAAACGGCUUUCGAGCGAUCGAAAUUCACGGUCCCACGGUGGUAAAAGGUUUGGACGGAGAGGAAGUUUGCAUCUCGAGGAUUUGCGUGGGACAGGGACAUGCAGAAGGAGACGAGGACACUUUUUCAAGCAUCUCGCGAAAAGAGGCCAAGAGGAAAAGGAAGAAACAAAUGAGAGAGAGACGAAUCGUUGUCGAAACUGCACGUUCGGCAUCCAAUUACAACGACUUCUCGGCUCGAUUCGAUGUUUUGGGAAGGACUUUCGGCGAGGAUUGUCAACGGAUGACGAAGAGCGGGGAGGAGAAGGGCGGCUCGUUGUUUUUCGGACAGGGUGCCGAAGUGGCCGAGGUACCCUGGCGCCUGUAUCAUACAUAUUUUUACACCGAGUAUUUUAAUAAUAAUAAUAUUAAUAUUUGUAAGGGCUGGUCCAUUGGUGGACUCCCCGAUGGGAUGGGAGCGACCUGAGGCCACGCUCUAAACACGAUGCGCACACACGAAUCUCUCUACACUUUUCCUGUACUUUCUCGACGAUCGGCUCGAGCGCGGACACCGGAACGACUUUUAUACAAAAAAAGAAGCUAUAGAGCAGCUAGAGUAGCGUGAAACAAUUUUGUCCGAUGGGAUAGACGUGAAAGGAGAGAAGAGAAGAGGAGAAAAUCUCUGCGGACGAUCGAACAUAUUUUUCAGAAAAGAAAAAAAGAAAAAAAAACAUUUUGCCAAUCAGAUCACUGCGGUGAUGAUCACUUCCGCACGUUUCGCAAUGUAGACUCGCGGACGUUAGGUCGCGAACAGCGUGAGAGGGUUAAAAAAAAAAAAAAAAAGCAAUGAGGGAGUUAGAAUUUCUAUACAAUUGUUACGAUUUCUACGAAUUUGAUAGACGAAUGGAGAGUUGUACGUUGUUGUACGUUGUAACGUUACGAAAUAUAUUCAUGUGUUAUCGACGUGUCCAUGUAAUUGUAUGAGUGUUAUGUGGAUAUCGAUAUAUAAUAUAAUUGUAAUCGUGCAAGAAAUCCUACGAGAGAUCACUUCGUUCGCGAAGUACUUUGCGUGUAGCCUUUGCCUUCCACGUGGAAAUUGUAUAUAAAACACUUUUCUCCGAUUUUUAUAUACACGUUAGGAUCAAGUCGCACGUUGUGUCGAUAAGCGAUCGUUGACAAGCGAUCCAAACAUUUUUCUCUCGAUCGAGGAUCGUUCCGGCAAAAUAUUGUUUGUUACUGAUUAAUAAAUAUUGGUAUAAUUGUAUUGUUGAAAAGAGAAAGUUAUGUUUCAGAUGGAUAAAAAUUGCGAAUCGGAUAGAUAUUGUUCAAGAUCGAGAAACGUUUCGAUGAUCAAUCUUUUUCCUAGGCGCGGACGGUUCAAAAGUCAACCUGGAAAGCCUUUGUAUUUGUCCGACGAAUAUUUGAGAACGUGCACAACGGUGCAAUCGAUACAUGCGUUACAUUCAUCGAUGAAACGAACGUUGACGUCGUUUUGUCAAUUCGCGGCGUUCGAUAGAUUUAACGAAGUUUUUACAAGGAAGAUCACACACAAUUGUAUAAAUUUUUUGGGGUCGUUUCCUUCUGGGAUCCUCUUUGAUAGAACAAGAUACAUAAAUACAAAAGAUACGGGGGAACUAAUUGUCUUUGCGCGGCGUAAGUGUACGUCGAUUUUAUUCACACGGUGGCACCGGGGGUCGCGGUCCGAAUCUCGAGAUCACGCCACGUGAUCGAGGACCGAUCUCCCAGCGCUCGAGCGGUCGCAUUUUUUCUAGCCUCAGGCAUAGCUUGUAUAUCUCUAGGUGAAUUUGUAAAUAAAAGGAAGAUGAGCAUUAUA